CGCGCUGCAAUGUUGGAGUCUCUCUAUGAAAAGCCGCAUUUUUCUCUUCGACAAGUAAAGCUGAUUUGUGAGCGCUUACUUAGAGAGCAAGAAGUUCGUCUUCGCUAUGAAUAUGAGACUAUUCUGAAUAAGAAACUUGAUGAACAACAUGAUCAAUAUGUGCAAUUUGCCAAAGAACAAUUGGAAGUUAAUGCUACGAAGAUGGGCGACAUUUCAUGUAUAUAA
Molecule: messenger RNA, 225 nt
Organism: Meloidogyne enterolobii
Lineage: Eukaryota; Metazoa; Nematoda; Chromadorea; Rhabditida; Meloidogynidae
Source: the annotation of a GenBank genome assembly